Mus caroli (Ryukyu mouse) is the source of this 1836-nucleotide messenger RNA. It is a transcript of the gene Ascc1, whose product is annotated as activating signal cointegrator 1 complex subunit 1. Lineage: Eukaryota; Metazoa; Chordata; Mammalia; Rodentia; Muridae. Gene Ontology annotation, biological process: DNA alkylation repair; regulation of DNA-templated transcription. Gene Ontology annotation, molecular function: RNA binding. The record is from RefSeq and is a predicted model, not a curated record. Gene Ontology annotation, cellular component: nucleus.
UCGUGCUCAGGGCUCACACUUUGUAAAGGCUCCUUUUCGACAGAACGUGGUUUUUGAAGUGGGGCAGGGAUGCUAAAGGAGUAGCACACCAGGGGGGCGCGGCACAAGACUGUUGAUAAUUGCAUCCCCCUGCCAACGUUGACUUUCUGUUUUCUCAAAGCACGAACCCUCCUGCGUCCUGCAGGUGGCUGCAGAUUAGCGACUUGACUGAGGGUUGGGCCAAGCAUUCAUUUGGAAGGGAUUGUUAGGCUUUCUUUGGUGGAACUUGUUAAGUACGUGAGCUUGUAGCCGCAGCCAUCUGGGAUGGGAACAUGGGGUAGUUUAUCAGGAGCCUUUAAUUCCGAAUUAUUGAUUCAAGCGUGAAGCCGUUUGUUGUGUUCUGGAGGCAGUGGCCUCGGGAAACUGUUGCUUCUCAGUACUGUGUUGGGCCGAGAACUGUGUUAGACUUUUCUGGAACGUCAUUUGUCAUGGAUGUUCUACGCCCACAGAUUGUAACGUUCGAUGGACGGAAUUAUAGAAAGAAUCCCAUCCAGGAGAAACAGUACCAACAUGAAGAAGACGAGGAUUUCUAUCCUGACUCCAUGGAAUACUCUGAUGAGCCCUGCGGUGCCUAUGAGGUGGCACAGACCCCUCACGGAUUCCGGGCCACCGUCAGUGCCCCUAGCCUGCUCUACAAGCACAUAGUUGGAAAGAGAGGGGAUACCAAGAAAAAGAUAGAAGUGGAGACUAAAACAUCUAUUAACAUUCCGAAGCAUGGGCAUGAAGGGGAAAUCGUGAUCACUGGUCAGCAUCGAAAUGGCGUGGUCUCAGCACGAACUCGGAUCGACGUGCUCCUGGACACGUUCAGGAGGAGGCAGCCUUUCACUCACUUCCUUUCCUUCUUCCUCAAUGAAGUUGAGGUUCAGGAACGGUUCCUGAUGUUCCAGGAGGAGGUGCUGAGGAACUGCUCCAAGGAUCGUGGAGUGGAUAGCACCAUUUUUCAGAAUCCCAAAAAGCUUCACCUAACUAUUGGGAUGUUGGUGCUUCUAAGUGAGCAGGAGAUCCAGCACACGUGUGAGAUCCUGCAGCGCUGUAAGGAGGAGUUCAUUAAUGACAUUUCUGGAGGUAGACCCCUGGAAGUUGAGAUGGCAGGGAUCGAAUACAUGAAUGACGAUCCUGCUAUGGUGGAUGUUCUUUAUGCCAAAGUCCACAUGAAAGAUGGCUCUAACAGGCUGCAGGAGCUGGUUGAUCGAGUGCUGGAGCGCUUUCAGUCCCUGGGACUCAUCGUGAAAGAGUGGACCAGUGUGAAACUGCACGCCACGGUCAUGAACACACUGCUCAGGAAAGACCCCAAUGCGGAAGGCAGGUACAAUCUCUACACAGCAGAUGGCAAAUAUAUCUUCAAGGAGAGAGAGUCUUUUGAUGGCCGGAACAUUUUAAAGACAUUUGAGAACUUCUACUUUGGUUCCCUGAGGCUCAAUUCUAUUCACAUCUCCCAGAGGUUCACGGUGGACAGCUUUGGAAACUAUGCCUCCUGCGGACAUGUUGACUUCUCCUGACGUGGGAGAGCAGCAGAGAACCGUGACUGACUGUGAACGUCGGGAGCCUGGCAGCGUGGCAGCAGCAGGCCCUUUGGCCUCCAGUUGACCGGCAGAGAAGGGUGCUCCAGCCCGUGCUCCUCCCUCCUGGCUCUCAUCCUCCCCCUCCUCCUUGGCUUCUGUCCUUCCCUCCUUACCCUCCACCCUCCUUUCUGUGAGUCUGCUCCUGAGCUCUGAGGUGCGGCCGACCACGGUGAUGCGGAGAGUUGCUUCUCUGAGAUGGCACAGACCGUCUGCAAAUAAAUGAGCUUCCCAGGUG